GAUAACUAGCAGCAGAACGUUCCUAGAUCCGCCGGAGGAACGACCUUUCUUGAAUGCUUCUUCCAAAGAAGAGGGUGUGAUGUGAUGGCCUCUUGCUGUUCUGAACCGCCCACCUUCAGCCCGGAGGAAACAAAUCUCAUGCGACUAAAAUGCAUCUAUGCCAAAGUCAUAACCGGAGUUUUGAGAUUCGUGUUCAGACGCAGCAUCCCCGAUUUACCUCCCUGUACAUCAUUGCUUGCUUUCUAUCAGUCAAAAGGGAUUCCUAAAAGCACUUUCAAGAGGGGUCUUUACAGAGAACAAUGCGACAAACUACGUAAGGACAAUACGGGACAGUCCUUUGAUGUCACGCUUUUAUGUCUGUGUUUCAAGAAGGGAUGCCAUGGACUGGCUGCGGAUGGAGACGAAAAGUGGAAAGAAGGAAAAGAGAGUAUUGAAUCGAUUAUAACGCUUUUAAAGAAUAAGAGAAAUGCAAUGGCCCAUGAUGACAUUGAAUGCAACUAUAGCGAUUUGCUAUCACAAGCAGAUGAACUUCGAGAUGUAUCAACUAAACUUUUGACUUUUGCAAAACAUCAGUAUGGGAUCUCACCCAGUGUGGUUGACCAAGAAAUUGCUCACGUGAAUGACAGCAUACAACGAUACUUGCACGGUAAUCUGACACCACAGGACUUUGAUGAAUACAGAAAACAACUCCUGUUUCCAAUGCAGAGCCAGUACGUUCUCGAAAAUGGUUACGAAGACGUGCGACGUCAGUACAUGAAGCGGGGUGACACCAUAACUACUCCAGUCAAUCACCUCAUGCACAUCAAGUUUCGAGUAUGUGACAUAUUUUCAGAUGUGGUGAUGCAGACUAGGUGUGACUCUUCGCGGUCAGAGCAAGUCUCUUACAAGGAUAUUUUACAAGGCGCAAAUGGUACUAGGACGGAUUCUGUCAUUUUGAUUGAAGGGGUUAUGGGCGUUGGUAAAACAACACUUGUACGAAAAAUGAUAAGUGACUGGACUUCAAAGAUAGACGGUAACAUGGAGCAUACCUGCAGUGAUAACCUGGUGCUGCAUGUGGAAUGCAGAAACCCCACGAUACGAUCUUUCCUGGACCUGCUCAAACACUUCAUGCCCAAUGUUUCAAGGAACUUUAACGACCAACAUCUAAAAUUUGCUGCUUUGGCUCAACAAAUCCUGGUCAUUCUCGAUGGUCUUGAUGAACUGAACGAAGCAUCGACUUCCUUAUUUGAGGAAAUACUUCACUUGAAAAAGGAUUUUAGAGUAACAGUCAUCGUCACAACAAGGCCAGAAAAAGUGGAAUACUAUUAUCACUGUGCCAAGUCUCUCCACAUAGGAACAAAGCAUAUUGUACUCUUGGGUAUAGAACUUCAUCAAAUAGAAGGCUUUGUGUACAAUUACUAUGCUCUGAUAAAAAAUGAAUAUCCAGACCCACAGGACGUGAAAAAACUCCUUGAGUACCUACAGAAGACGAGGCAUAAUCUUGGUGAUAUAUGGAGGAUUCCCUACAACUUGACUUUAAUGAUUAUUCUUUGGGCUCUGGACUAUUUUGAUGGCAACGUCAUUUGCUCAACACCUGAGCUUUACAAUCAAUUAUUCAGACUGCACCUCUCAAAACUCAUGGAUCGUUUGAGGAACUUUAGAGAAACGCAUCAUUUGCAUGAUUCAGAGUUAGAAAAAAUAGUCAGUAUCUUCAUAUACAGAUUAGGAAAGGAGUCAGCUUUGAGUCUCACAAGAAAUGAAACUUAUUUAUUAAGAGAGGCUUACCAAAGGCUCAAGAGUAACUAUCAGCAAACUAUGGUUCCAAUUGAAAAGAUGGUAAGUUCAUUUCUCCAGGAGGAAUCGGUCGGUUCUCAAAUCUUCUACAGUUUUCCAUACAAAGGUAUGCAAGAUAUUCUUGCUGCCCAUUUUCUACUGACUGAGAUAACUCAAGGUUAUGAAACCACUGAUAUCCAGAAUGUCACCCAAACAAUUAGCGCGUUUCUGUCUCGAAAUUCGGUCCCUCUUUGUCUGAGUCAAGACAUUCUGAAAAUCAUAGCAGAGAGACCAAAAACUGUCCCCACUCGGUAUAAUGUUCCUGCACCUCAGAUGUUCAAUGUUGAUCAGGUUCAGAGUGCUAUGAGGGCAAUACUUUUAAAGCACAAUGUACCACAAAGUCUUAUGGAGAAAUUAUGCCAAGUCCUGCAAGACAACUGCAAUAAAAGUGACAGAGAUGUUAUACCAGGACUAGAAAAGUCUAGAAAAAUUAUAAAAAUCUUACAAAAGAUACACGGGGCGCCGAUAUCAUCAAUGUUACAGUUCCAGAAUACAUUUAUCAUUCUGCUAGGAAUGUUUUACAUUCAGAAAAUUUCCAUCGAUAACGAAGUCAAGUUGGAAGUGCUUUAUCUUUUAAAAGAUACAGGGAUCAAAGAAGCUGGCUCAUGGGUCACAAUCCUGAAUUCUGUGAAGUGUGACGCAUUCGUUGCUGAGUUCAUAAGCAGACAAAGAGGCAUUCUUGAAGGCGAAGUUCUGAUCAACGAUUCUUCCGUAGUUGCUUACACCACUUUACUGAAAGCACUCGCACCUCCGGUCCUAAAUGAAAGACAUGCUUACAUCAACAUCGAGGUUGUUGAAGAAUUCCAAGGCUUGGCUGAACUCAUAAACCAGAUAAACAGGCUUCAGCUACGUAUCGAAAUGAUGAAGUUUCACCAUUAUUUUAGGAACCUCAAAAUUGACCCAAAUCUAGAGAAAGCAAUAGGAAAUGUUUUUAAAAGGUGUGCAGUGGAGCGGUACAUGGGGCCAGCAACAUCAGGAAUGACAUUCCCGACCUCAAUUCGGUGCCUGUAUGCAGGAAUGGUCGACUCCAGAAGCUUUGCUUCAGUCAGGCGUCUCUUGCUGUCAGACUCGAAUGUGGAAGUCCUCGCCCUAUGCUUCAACAGUCGACUUUCCUACGAGGAUCUCACUUCACUGACGGGUCUCAAAAUGCCUUGGCUCUACCUCCUGAACGUGGAGACGCGGCAGAACAAGUGCACAGCAGCGAAUAUUAUCAAGAAUCUCAUGCCAACUGAUCAGAGCGAAUACCACCAGAUCUACUUCCCCAAAGCAACACUGGAAUUCGACGGCAUUGCAGAGCUUCUCGUCCGAAUGGCAGAUGUCAAGGUCUACAGGUCCGUCGUGUUUCCGAGGAUCUGCAAACCUCCCUCACUCAAGGACGAGGAGCUUGUGACAAAACUCGCUAAGCAGAAGCUGAACUGUGGUUUCGGUAUCGAAUGGGGCGAUUCAUUCGGAUGGAACAUCGACCAGUGGUGAACAAGGACUCGAGAUAAUCCUGGAACUAAAUGGCAGCUCCUGUCUGGAAACGUGCCUCCCUUUUCCAUGAUCCUGUUGACAACGUUACCCAAAGACAUUUCGCAAAUAUUCCGGUAAAUAUGUUCAUGUUCACCGAUCUUAUUUUAUAUCUUCUGAUAACUUGAAAAAGUCAGAACUCUAAUUAUUGGCCAAGGGGCUGCUGAGCUCAAGAAUUGAAACUCUUCGUCGCAGGGCCUCACAAUGAAGCUAAAGAAGUACUACUGGUCUCGACAAGCUAUGGGAGCUUUGGUUUGACAGUCAAUGAAAAAGAAAAUAAUCUAAUCCACAGAUGAAUUUAGAUACUGUUUAAGUUACACUUAAUUUAAAAGCUUCAAGUAACAAUAAAUCUUAUUAUUUCCUAUCAUUUUUGCAUUUCUUUAUUACAACAUUGUGCCAAGAACUCGAUAACGUGUAAACUGGCAACGUAUAAAUUCUUUGUUUCUCACUAUCGUGUUAACACAUGCCAGAAAAUUCAAGCUGACAGAGUGAACGGUCAAGAUGCGCUCACUAGGCAGUCCCAUAAUAAUUAUGAUGGUUAUUAACCUAACAGAUCUAUUAAAUUCAGUGUUGUGGAGUAAUUUUACAUUAUGUAAGUAUACUUACGAGGUUCAAGUUAUGGUUCCAUUAAAGCGAAUGCGAAAUCGUUAUUACAUGCAUACAUACAUAUACAUGAAUAUAUAUAUAUAUAUAUAUAUAUAUAUAUAUAUAUAUAUAUAUAUAUAUAUAUAUAUAUAUAUAUAUAUAUAUAUAUAUAUAUAUAUGCACAUAUGUACAUAUACGCGUGCUGUAAACUGAGCAGCUCUUUACUAAGCAACAAGGUGGUACUGUUAGACGAGCGUAACACUAAUGGAAAUGUCUACAGAACUGUAUGAUAUAAAAUUUUUAAAACAACUUGUAUUUUAUUACAUGAGCACAUACUAUUCAUUUUAAGUUUAGAAACAGGAGAAGUCCUGUAAUAUCAGCUAUCAUGAGUUAAGACAAACAUUAUUUGAAAUAAUCUUUUGUAAAUAUAUGUAAAUUUAUGCAAAUAUAUGAAAAUUUAUGUAAAUACAUGUACAUAUAUGAGAAUGUGAUUCUUUAACCAAAAGAUUCUUCAUUGCAAAGAUAGAACUUUAUGAAUGUUACUAAGUGAAUGAGAUUGCUAUUAUUACUGUUACAGUUUUUGCUGCAACUUACUGCCCUUUCAACUACUCCUGAAAAAUUCCCAUAUAACAUGAUCUAAAAUUUGAUGAUAAGAUUUAGUCAUAAUAUUUGUGUGUACUCGUUUCCUUCCAAAUCAUAUGACAGCUAAGGUUUUUAUAUAUGAA
Molecule: messenger RNA, 4631 nt
Organism: Macrobrachium nipponense
Lineage: Eukaryota; Metazoa; Arthropoda; Malacostraca; Decapoda; Palaemonidae
Exons: 6
Coding region: 85-3285 (1066 amino acids)
Source: RefSeq, a predicted model, not a curated record